Messenger RNA from Plasmodium falciparum 3D7, 2061 nucleotides. It is a transcript of the gene UBA2, whose product is annotated as ubiquitin-activating E1 family protein. Gene Ontology annotation, molecular function: SUMO activating enzyme activity; ubiquitin-like modifier activating enzyme activity. Gene Ontology annotation, cellular component: SUMO activating enzyme complex. The record is from RefSeq and is a predicted model, not a curated record. NCBI's taxonomy places the organism in Eukaryota, Apicomplexa, Aconoidasida, Haemosporida, Plasmodiidae. Gene Ontology annotation, biological process: protein ubiquitination; protein sumoylation.
AUGCAUAAAACGAUAAGAAAGCUAUUUAGCGAUGAGGUGUGUGAUAAGAUAGAAAAUAUGAAAAUAUUGUUGGUAGGAGCGGGUGGUAUUGGUAGUGAGUUUUUAAAAAAUAUAAUAACAAUAGGUUGUAAGAAUAUUGACAUUAUAGAUAUAGAUACGAUAGAUAUUACUAAUUUGAAUAGGCAAUUUUUAUUUAAAAAGAAAGAUGUAAAAAAGUAUAAAUCUCUUGUAGCAAAAGAGAGAGCAUUAAUGCAUAAAAAGGAUUUAAAUAUAAAUGCAUAUACAUUUGAUGUAUGUACUAUGAAAAGUAGUGAUAUAAAAAAAUAUGAUUAUGUAAUUAAUGCAUUAGAUAAUAUAAAAGCUCGAAAAUAUGUAAAUAAGUUAUGUAUUAUGGAAAAAAAAGUAUUAAUAGAAGCUGGAAGUACAGGUUAUAAUGGUCAGGUAUAUCCAAUAUAUUAUAACCAUACAAAAUGUUAUAGUUGUGAAGAAAAACCAAAAAAUAAAACAUAUGCCAUAUGUACAAUAAGACAAACACCUUCUUUACCUGAACAUUGUGUUGCUUGGGGUAGAUUAAUAUUUGAGACAUUUUUUUGUAAAAAUGAUAACGAAACAUUAAUAGAUAUUAAAAAUCAUAUAGAAGAAGAAUCUAAGAAAAGAAAUAUGGAUAAGAAGGAAAUUAUAAUUUUUAUUUUUAAUUAUUUAUUUAAUGAUACUAUAAAAGAGUUAAUUUAUUUAAAGAAAGAUUAUACAACUAUUCCUAUACCAAUACAUUUUGAAUGGGAUGAGAAUAUUAUAGAUCUUUUUGAAGAUGAAAGUGAACAUAAUCAAAAUGAAAUAAAUAUAGACAAAUUGAAUGAUAAUAAAAACAAUAUGGGCGAUAACAAAUAUUAUUGUAAUAAUUUCAAAUGUGAAGAAAAGGAUAGAGAAAAAGAUGACAAUGUACUCAUGUUAUCGUCACAAAAUAUAUGGGAUAAAAAAAAAUGUAUAGAAAUGUAUAUAAAAACAUUUUUAAAAUUAUAUAAAUAUUUGAAUAUAAAUAAAAAAGAAGAAGAAUAUUUAAUAUUUGAUAAAGAUGAUGAUGAAUGUAUAAAUUUUAUAACAUCUAUAUCCAAUAUUAGAAUGUUAAAUUUUUGUAUUAGUCAAAAAAGUAAAUUCGAUAUACAAUCCAUAGCAGGAAAUAUAAUACCUGCAAUAUCAUCGACAAAUGCUAUUGUUGCUUCCUUACAAGCUUUUCAAUUAAUUCAUGUGAUUGAAUAUUUUGAAACAUUAAAAAAUAAAAAUAAUAAAAAAAAUAAUAAUAAUAAUAAAAAAAAUAAUAAUAAUAAUAAUAAUAAUAAUAAUGAGAAUAAUGUUAGUUAUUGUGAUGAAGAAGAAAACAAGACAGACCAUUUUAAUAUACGAAAUAGUAAAGCUAAACAUGUAUGGGUAAAAAGUAUAGUUAACGGAAAUAAAAUAUUUUCAAGAGGAAACUUAGUUAAUGCUGAACCUUUAGAAAUCCCUAAUCCAAAUUGUUAUAUAUGUCAGCAACCUACUAUACAUAUAUAUAUAAAAAAUUUCGAGAAAAUGACAUUAUAUAAUUUUGUAAAGGAUAUAUGUAUGAAUGAAUUGUCAUUCUUAUAUCCUUUCCUAGAUAAAGAUGAUAGAAAUAUAUUCGACUAUGAUUUAUUUCAAGAAAAUGAUGAUGAUUAUAUACAAAAUCUAUAUGCUUCCUUAAGUUACUGGAAUAUAAAACAUGAUGAAAUAUUAUUACUUACAGAUUUUCAAAAUAACAAUGAUCAAUUGGAAAUGCACUUAAAAGAAGACCCUUCCCUAGAAACAGAAUAUUUUAUACAACAAAAAAAUGUUCCUUCGAAAAAAAGAAAGAUAAAUUAUAUGCAGGUCGAAGGAAAUAUGGAUACUGAAAGCGUUAAAAAAAAGAGACAUAUAUUAUCCGACGAACAUAAGGAAACAAACGAUGAAAAACAACCUACUAAAAAGAGAAAACAGGACUUGAUUAAAGUAGAAGAAAUAAUAAUUGACGACGAAGAAAGUGAUAAUCAAAAUGUCGUCUUGAUUGAUUAA